Acytostelium subglobosum LB1 is the source of this 1536-nucleotide messenger RNA. RefSeq lists its product as hypothetical. Lineage: Eukaryota; Evosea; Eumycetozoa; Acytosteliales; Acytosteliaceae. Bases 1 to 1536 code for a protein of 511 amino acids. The transcript is spliced from 8 exons. The record is from RefSeq and is a predicted model, not a curated record. Gene Ontology annotation, biological process: transport. Gene Ontology annotation, cellular component: membrane; Golgi apparatus.
AUGAUACGGUCGGCGAUGUGUAUUGACAUGCCGGCAGUACGCUUGGCAGUGGCGUUUGUGACAAUGACAAUUGCACUUGCGCCACAGUCCACACUGGCCACAUACACAGCGCCGCACUCGUUUGUUUUAUCCGAGGGCGUCGAGACCCUCGGUCAGUUCGGCUUCCUCGCCAACGGUCACUUUGACCUCAGCUACUCUAUCAUUGAUGGUAACUAUGUAGCCAAUACAUCUAAAUUGCUGAUAUGUACGAAUCAGGAGUACAACAAUAUAGCAUCGAAUACUUAUUGCAAGGAAUGGACUCGCUCGAUGAAGUGUGCCAUCAAUUAUACAUUGGAGAGCUCCAGUGGCUAUAUAUCUAAUACGAUCGCACGUCGAUCAUUCUAUACGUUUCUCAUUGCUCAGUGCACAGGACAGGCGUUGACAUAUCGAGUCUCAUACGCCUUCUAUCAAGCCGAUGGCAACCAGCUUAGUUACGAGAGUAUACCUCUGCCAGUGACCUAUGUAGUAUUCACCAGCUUCUGGGUCGUUCUAUGUCUGGCUUGGGGAAUCAACUGGAUAUUGUUUAGAAAGCAAAGGAUCAAGUUACAUAGGGUCAUCACUACGUACCCGAUAACAAAGUUGGCGGUGGUCUCAUUCUUUUGUGGCUAUUGGUAUUACCUGCGGUCACACGGUGCCGUUGGACUGGCAACGACCAUCUUCUACUGGAUAUUCUAUGCUGUGAACAAGACGAUAUCAUGUGUGCUCCUACUUGUCAUAUCCACUGGCUGGGGCAUAUGCGCCUGCAAGUUUGAGCAUCUCAAGCGAUCAUUGUAUAUAGUUGUCGGACUGCUGGCAGUAACGAUCUGUUUGGGCGCACUCUUUGGUGGAUUUUUCAACUAUCUCCAAUUCAUCGUAUAUAUACCAAUCCUGGGCAUUAUAUUUAUAAAGACCGACAACAAUAUACUUUCGAUCAAAACCAGCAUCCAGGAACUGGAACAAUCAACAUCUUCGUCAAGCUUACUAGUGAUGGCCGCUGGUGAUGGAAGUACAUCACCGGUAUCAUCACCGGCAUCACCUCAGUCCCCUCCAUCACAACCUGAACAGCAACAACAGCAACAGAGGACAGGACAUGAAACAAACAACUUUGAGAGGUUGAGUGUAAAUGGAGAUAGUGAUGAUAAUGAUAAUGAUAAUGACAAAGAUAAUGAAGAUAAUCAAAUAGAAAGGGACAGGGCCAAGCAACAAGAACAACAACAACCACAGGAGCAGCAUACUAGCGACUCAUCAUCACGAAUAUCCAAUCUGAGGGAUGAAGACAAGGCCUUGCGACUCUCACAAUACAACCAAAAGAUAGCGAUGUUCUUUGCUUUCAAAUGGAUUAUGCUUACAUAUUUAUCAUUGUUUAUUAUUAUCGACUUCCUCAAAGCAGCCUAUCCAAUAAUCUGGGUCUGGGACUUCCUUGGACUGACAAUCGACGUAUUCCUAUUCGUUUGUAUUGGUUUUACAUUUAGGCUUAGGGCAGCCAGACUAUAUUAUGAAUUCAAGGAUGAAGAAUGA